CUAUAAAAUUUCUAUGCACUUUCAGUAACGAACUAUAUAUAUUCGUCAGGAGGACAGGAGCUACAUUUCAUAAUCCACAUCAAAAACACAAGUACAACCCUGAAUACAAUUUUCGAGCCUUUAAUUCCGUCUAUAUCAGACAUCAAAAUCCCUGGAACAUUUAGUCUAAAAUUUUAUCAACAGCAGAAAUAACCGUGCUUUCUUGCAACAAACUACAAAGACAUACGAUACAUGUCGAGCAUCUUGCAUGCGAAUUUAGUUUGCAUUGAGAUUUUACUCAAAGUACCUGAAAACCUCAGUAAACCCAACAAAAGGUGGCAACGUGCUUUUGCUAGCAUCUAUUGUUCAAGAGCCCUACUUUCUCUUGCACCUAAUAAGAAACACAAUGAAGGUAAGUUGCCACAUUCUUAUUCUUACACUAUUCUUAACCUUGAACCACAUCAACCUUCCUUGAAUGUAGAUCAACAAUCUCUUAGCAAACUUACUAAACAAAAAGACCUCCAACAACUUCAAGAAUUCGGUGGAGUAGAUUCCAUUGCUAUUGCUCUCAAGACAAAUCUCGAUAAUGGUAUUCAUGGUGAUGACCAAGAGCUUGUAAAUCGCCAUGAAUCAUUUGGUACAAACACGUACAAAAAACCACCUUCACUAGGACUUUUUCAUUUUGUGUGGGAAGCUUUCAAAGAUUUCACCAUCCUUAUUCUUCUUUUUUGUGCUGCUCUUUCCCUUGGAUUUGGGAUCAAGCAGAAAGGUCCAAAAGAAGGAUGGUAUGAUGGAGGAAGCAUAUUUGUGGCUGUUUUUCUUGUUAUUAUUGUCUCUUCUCUAAGUAAUUUUAAACAAAGUAAACAGUUUGAGAAGCUAUCCAAACAAAGCAACAACAUCAAGAUAGAAGUUGUGAGGGAUGGGCGGCCUCAACAAGUUUCAAUAUAUGAGAUUGUUGUUGGAGACGUCGUCUGCUUGAAAAUCGGAGAUCAAGUACCAGCUGAUGGCUUGUUCAUCGAUGGGCAUUCGUUACAAAUUGACGAGUCAAGCAUGACGGGGGAGAGUGACCAUGUGGGCAUUGAUAGAGCUCAACACCCAUUCUUACUCUCAGGGACAAAGGUUGCAGAUGGUUACGGCAAGAUGCUUGUGACAUCAGUUGGAAUGAACACAACUUGGGGUGAGAUGAUGGGUGCAGUGAGCCGCAACACAGAUGAACAAACGCCACUACAAGCUCGGCUUAACAAGCUAACUUCUUCUAUAGGUAAGCUUGGUUUGGCGGUGGCUUUCCUUGUUCUUGUCGUAUUAUUGGUCCGAUACUUCACAGGGCAUACAACAGAUGAAAGUGGCAACAUAGAAUUCAACGGGAGCAGAACCAGUGUUAACAAUGUGCUCAACGCUGUCGUCAGAAUCGUUGCUGCUGCAGUUACGAUUGUUGUGGUUGCAAUCCCCGAAGGAUUGCCACUGGCAGUCACCCUGACACUUGCUUAUUCAAUGAAAAGAAUGAUGGCUGAUCAAGCCAUGGUUCGUAAACUCUCAGCAUGUGAGACAAUGGGGUCGGCCACCGUCAUUUGCACAGACAAAACAGGCACUCUCACCCAGAACCAGAUGAAGGUGACCAACUUCUGGUUAGGCCAGAAUCCGGUGGAACACAGUUCAGCCACUGAGAUUGCUUCAGGUGUCCUUGCAUGUAUCCAAGAAGGUGUUGGGUUUAAUACUACAGGUAGUGUCUACAAAGGUUCUUCUAGCUCUGAUUAUGAAUUCUCAGGGAGCCCGACAGAGAAAGCUCUUCUUUCAUGGGCAGUAUUGGAGCUCAACAUGGACAUGCAGAAGCUGAACCAAGUUUGCACAAUCCUUCAUGUUGAAGCCUUCAAUUCACAGAAAAAAAGAAGUGGCGUGUUAAUCAAGAGAAAUGAAGGGAAUAAUGUUCAUGUACACUGGAAAGGUGCAGCAGAAAUGAUACUAGAAAAAUGCUCUUGCUACUAUGAUGCGUCAGGAAAUUUGAAGCCUAUGGAUGGUGAUGCAAAGAAGAAUUUUGAGCAAAUAAUUCAAAGCAUGGCAGCUAGCAGCCUUCGAUGCAUCGCCUUUGCACACAAACAAGUAGCCCUAGAGGAAGGUGAAGCAAUGGCUCAAGAAAAGCUCACUGACGACAAUUUGGUUUUGCUUGGAAUGGUGGGUCUCAAGGAUCCAUGUAGACCCGGGGUAAAGAAAGCCGUUCAAGAUUGCCAAACUGCUGGAGUAAACAUCAAGAUGAUCACAGGAGACAAUGUUUUCACUGCACGAGCGAUAGCUGUUGAAUGUGGGAUCCUGCAAGCAGGUGACGACAUCGAUAGUGCUGUUGUUGAAGGUCCAGAGUUUCGCAACUACACAGAACUAGAAAGGAUAGAGAAAGUUGAUAAAAUACGGGUCAUGGCUAGAUCUUCUCCUUUUGAUAAACUACUGAUGGUGCAAUGUCUCAAACAGAAAGGCCAUGUGGUUGCAGUAACCGGUGAUGGCACAAAUGAUGCACCAGCACUCAAAGAGGCAGACAUCGGGCUUUCUAUGGGGAUACAAGGAACCGAAGUUGCCAAGGAGAGCUCUGAUAUUGUCAUCAUGGAUGAUAAUUUUGCUUCAGUGGCAACCGUUCUAAAUUGGGGUAGAUGUGUUUACAACAACAUCCAAAAGUUCAUCCAAUUCCAGCUUACUGUAAAUGUUGCUGCACUAACGAUCAACUUUGUAGCAGCAGUUUCAGCAGGUGAGGUACCCUUAACCGCAGUUCAACUCUUGUGGGUCAACCUGAUUAUGGACACCUUAGGUGCUCUCGCUCUUGCAACAGAGAAACCAACAAAGGAAUUGAUGUACAAGGCACCUGUUGGAAGAACUGAGCCGCUUAUUACCAACGUCAUGUGGAGAAAUUUGAUGGCUCAAGCUCUAUACCAAAUAGCAAUCCUCUUAACUUUACAGUUCAAGGGAGAAUCAAUCUUUGGCGUAGGGAGCAAAGUGAAGGACACCUUGCUAUUUAAUACCUUUGUGUUGUGCCAGGUGUUUAAUGAAUUCAACGCAAGGAAACUAGAAAAGAAGAACAUCUUUGAGGGGAUACACAAGAACAAGCUAUUUUUAGCCAUCAUUGGCAUAACCAUUAUCCUUCAGGUGGUGAUGGUUGAAUUCCUCAAGAAAUUCGCUAAUACGGAGAGAUUAAAUUGGGGACAAUGGGGUGCUUGUAUUGGCAUUGCAGUCGUAUCGUGGCCCCUAGGGUGGCUCGUCAAGCUCAUACCUGUGGCAGAAAAACCAUUUUUCAGCUUCAUAAAAUGGCAGAACUCAUGUUUCUGGAAGAAAAACCGGGUAGGAUCAUUCACUGUAUAGAAGAUAGAUAGAUUUGCUAAAAUUCUUUCAAGGCUUAAUUCUUUCAGUUACUUUAUACCAUAUGUAGUUAUGUACUAGUAGAUGUUAAGUAUAAUUUAUUUAUUAAUAUAUAUUUAAUA
Messenger RNA from Beta vulgaris subsp. vulgaris (sugar beet), 3437 nucleotides. RefSeq names its product putative calcium-transporting ATPase 13, plasma membrane-type. Gene Ontology annotation, biological process: calcium ion transmembrane transport. Gene Ontology annotation, molecular function: P-type calcium transporter activity; ATP hydrolysis activity; ATP binding. The coding region runs from base 232 to 3318 and encodes 1028 amino acids. Lineage: Eukaryota; Viridiplantae; Streptophyta; Magnoliopsida; Caryophyllales; Amaranthaceae. The transcript has a single exon. Gene Ontology annotation, cellular component: intracellular membrane-bounded organelle; membrane. The record is from RefSeq and is a predicted model, not a curated record.